AACUGAUUAAAAAAUCAGUGGAAUUAGAGAAAAAAUAUGCCCUGGAUGCUUGUCCGAAAGGAAUAGUAGGGAUUAAUGCUGAGCAAUUUAGCGAGUAUGUGGAACAUAAGUUGGUUGUAAAACAAGAGAAAAAAGACAAAGAACCGGCUAAUUUAGAGGAGAAAAUUCAAAGAUUACUAAAUGAAUUGAGUUCUUUAAAAAGUGAACUUGAUGGUAAUGACGGUAUCUCUGUUGCUCAAAAAAGCCAGUUAGAGAAAAAACAAUCUAAUUUAGAAAUUCAAAUAAAAAAUCUUUCUAGCCAAGAGAAACAAAACAAAUCGACUAUUGAAAAGUUAGAGAAAGAAGUUGAAAAGUUAAAAAAGAGGUUUGAGAAUGAUAAAAAACCUGAUAAAGUUCCAGAACCAGACAAUAAAAAAGAAGAAAUUGUUAAUUACAAAUACCCUUUAAUAGGGGAAAAAGUUGGUUAUUAUGUUUUUGACAAUAUUUCAUCAAAUAGAGACCGAAAACUUUUUUAUAUUAAUCAAAAUCAUCCUCAAAUCAAAAAAUUAUUAAGUCAAGAAAAAUUACAAGAGAAUAAACAGUUUGCUAUCCGCUAUGGAAAGAUUGAUAAAGAAAGUAGUGGUAAAGUUGUUUUAACUUUUAAUGAAGACAAUCAAGAAUUAGAAAUUAUUGAAGUUUAA
Messenger RNA from Ambispora leptoticha, 680 nucleotides. NCBI's taxonomy places the organism in Eukaryota, Fungi, Glomeromycota, Glomeromycetes, Archaeosporales, Ambisporaceae. The record is from the annotation of a GenBank genome assembly.